Molecule: messenger RNA, 3464 nt
Organism: Rhineura floridana
Lineage: Eukaryota; Metazoa; Chordata; Lepidosauria; Squamata; Rhineuridae
Gene: UBE2Q2
Product: ubiquitin conjugating enzyme E2 Q2
Exons: 13
Coding region: 361-1551 (396 amino acids)
Source: RefSeq, a predicted model, not a curated record
CUGCCCCGUGGGUGGGUCUGACCCCUGCCUCGGAGGAAGGGGCCCGCCCAGCAAGCAGGGAGCCGAGCCGCCCGGCCUAGUCCGCCAACGGGGAGGUGUUAACGAGCGGCGGGCACUGCUCCGCGUGGCCCCCCUCAGGCAAGCGAAGCCAGCGGAGGAGUCGCUACUGUGGUGGUACUACAAAGGGGGGGCUCAAGCCGAGGCGGUUUCUCUCUCAGGCGUCGCCGCCACCGUCAUCAUCUGCCCCAGCCAGCGGGGCUGGGCUAAGUCAGGCCAGGCGAAGGAAGGCAGUGCUGGCUGCUGCUGGUGGUGCGCCGGCGCGGCAGGCCCAGGCCGCCGGGCCCCGGAGAUGAGGCCAGGAUGUCGGUGUCAGGGCUGAAGGCCGAGCUGAAGCUCCUCGAGUCCAUCUUCGACAAGGACCACGAGCGCUUCCGCAUCGUCUCCUGGAAGCUCGACGAGCUCCACUGCCAGUUCGUGCUGCUCCCCUCGCCGCCGCCGCUUCCCCCUCAGACCACGACGACGACGGCGAACAACCCCGCCACCACGGCCGGCGGGAGCUGCCCACCUCAGCCGCUCACCAUCCACUGCAACAUCACGGAGUCUUACCCCUCUUCAUCGCCAAUAUGGUUUGUGGAAUCAGAUGACCCCAACUUGACUUCAGUGUUGGAGCGUUUAGAGGAUAUUAAAAAGAGCAAUACUUUGCUUCUCCAACAACUGAAACGAUUGAUAUGCGACCUCUGCAGAUUAUACAAUCUUCCUCAGCAUCCAGAUGUUGAAAUGUUAGAUCAGCCAUUGCCAGCAGGCCAGAAUGGAACGAUUGAAGAGGUUACAUCGGAAGAAGAGGAGGAAGAAGACAUGGGUGAAGACAUCGAUCUGGAUCAUUAUGAUAUGAAGGAGGAAGAGCCUGUCGAUGGGAAGAAAUCUGAGGAUGAUGGCAUUGAAAAAGAGAACCUGGCAAUCCUGGAAAAAAUCCGAAAGAAUCAAAGGCAAGACCACCUAAAUGGUGCCGUCUCUGGGUCUGUCCAGGCUUCAGAUCGACUUAUGAAAGAACUCAGGGAUAUAUAUAGGUCGCAGAGUUACAAGUCAGGGAUUUAUUCGGUGGAACUUGUAAACGACAGCCUGUAUGAAUGGCAUGUAAAGCUUCUAAAGGUUGAUCCUGAUAGUCCAUUACAUAGCGAUCUUCAAGUCUUAAAAGAAAAAGAAGGUGUAGAAUAUAUUUUGCUCAACUUCUCUUUUAAGGAUAACUUUCCCUUUGAUCCUCCAUUUGUGAGAGUGGUCUCUCCUGUGCUCACUGGCGGGUAUGUUCUCGGUGGAGGUGCAUUAUGCAUGGAACUUCUUACUAAACAGGGUUGGAGCAGCGCCUAUUCCACAGAAUCAGUCAUCAUGCAGAUCAAUGCUACGUUAGUCAAAGGAAAAGCCAGAGUACAGUUUGGAGCAAAUAAGAACCAAUAUAACCUAGCAAGAGCACAGCAGUCCUAUAAAUCCCUAGUACAGUUACAUGAGAAAAAUGGUAUGUAUGGCUGGUUCACACCUCCCAAAGAAGAUGGUUAAUACUGUGGACUUUUCAUACACUUGGACCAAUGUCAGUAAAAGAUUUUCCUUCCAACACAGAUUCAAGCUAUGAAUGCCCCUGUAACAGCCAUACUGAAGACUCUAGCUCAUAGAUAAUUAGUGGAUAAUCUGCUGACUGACACAUCCAGUAUCAGCUGUACAAUUCUGCUCUUCUGUCAAGUAUCUUCAACUGAACAGUUUUAAGACUUUACAUAUUGUCCCAAUGGAUUAAGCUUCCCAAUCCUCACUUGAUUUUAGAGUGUAAAUCCUUCAAACUGGGCUCUCGGGGUUUACUAAAAUAUCAGUCAGUAGAAACUUUUUUCCCCCAACCAACGUUUGUAUGCACUUAUUUUUUUUCCCAGACUGCAGAGAACUGCAAUAUAUUUUAUUUAAAGCAAACCAAGUUGAAUAAAGUUAGUUUAAUGAUAUGCUACAAAGUUUUCAGGUCUCAUUAAAUUAGACUCUUUUUUUCCCCUGGCCUAAAAUUGAAAGCAUUUAUAGUAUUGCCAAAUUUGAUGACGAUGAUGAUAUAGAAAAACUGUAAUGUUAAAUCAUUAAACUUUUUUCUUUCAUGGCUGUGUUGAGGAUAUGAACUGUUUUUGGGCAGAGAUGUUCUUGAGUUGUCCUGCUGCUUCAGCAGAGCCAGGCUGUGCCAAUAGAACUUUGCAACUAGUCAUAUCCACUGGGGCAUCAAUUUUUUGCUGGGCUACUCUACUACUUGUUGGCUCUUGUAUCUCCUUUGCAAGAAGGAGCCAUAGGUAUAAAGCUUGAAGUUAUUUAAAAUACUAGAAACCUUCUUUAGGCAUUUGAUUCUAUUAACGGGUUGUUGCAAUCAUCUGUAGACUAAUGAACUUUAAAAAGCAAUUGGCAGAAAUCAAGAAGACACUCCUUUUUUUAAAAACAGUUUUUGAACAAAAGCAACAGUAACAAGUCCCAGGAAUCUCUUGGUUCAGAGUUUUUUUUAAGAAGGUUGCCAUAGUUGUGACCAUGGUUUUGUUGAAAAACUAAUGGGGAACUGCUCUUCCUUUUAGGAAAUGAUCUGGAUCUGUAACUGCUGUGGGUUGGUAACUGCUAUAUCAUUGCCUUACCUUUUAAAAAAAUCAGGUGUGGUUUUUAUUUUUGGUGGUUGAAAUUGAGUAGACCUUUCUGUUCACAUAAAUUAAGGGUAUAAGCACUUUUUUUUAGGACUCCAGAAAUGUCUCAGCCCUCCUUCCUCUCCUUGGGGGGCGGGAUAUUAAAUUUGUGUUUUUUGGUGCCCAGCAUUUGGUCACAUAUGCUGUUUUUUGGCUUGGAAGAUUAGAAGGAUUUUGCCUGGUCCAAGACUGUUUCAUGUAGUCUUUUUGGGACUGGUGUGGAUGACUUUACAGCUUCCUUGUUUAUUUGGUUGUACAUAUUAUUCUGAUAAUCUCGUUAGCAGCCAUAAAUCAGAGGCCAAAUUCUGUAAGCAUUUCUGCAGCUCCUUUUAAAAACCAGAGGCUAAAACUUUGAAUGCAUUAUUGAAUUCUUUCAUAUUCUAAUGGACUAGCAGAAUGACAGGUGCACACUUGGCUUGCUUUUUAUUGUUUUUGAGUUUCAUUUUUCAUUGCAGAAUUAUUUAGCAGUGUACGGUAAUCUGUAAACUUGCAUCAAGUUUAUGAAUAAAGAACCAUUUUAAGAAUUCUGUUUCUAGUUAGUAUCUCUGGAAGAGUCUGCUUUCAAUGACUGAGUGUGGUAUCUUUUUGUAGUUGAUGUUUUGUGAACAUGAGAAAUGGCAUGCAGUGCUAAAAAUCUAUCAUGCUGUGCACUAAUAUAAUAGUUAAAAAGCAUAAACCCAGUCUCUCUAGUGGUAGUGCUUAAGGUCAUAGUAUCACUGACUUAAGGACUUACUAAUAUGUCUCACACUGUUUUCUAAAAUACUAAUCAAGACAAAUGGU